Molecule: messenger RNA, 1417 nt
Organism: Ilex paraguariensis (yerba mate)
Lineage: Eukaryota; Viridiplantae; Streptophyta; Magnoliopsida; Aquifoliales; Aquifoliaceae
Source: the annotation of a GenBank genome assembly
GUAAUUUUUGGACUCUACUUUUUUUUCCCUCUCUCUGUCCUGUGUGUGCUCCAAAGUUUCCACACGUUCAUGGCGGCGAAGAAGCUUUAUGACAGUUUUUCCAAGGGUUUGAUCGAAGAGGUGCACAAAUGGGGUGCUAUGAAGCAGACGGGUGUGAGUCUCAGGUACAUGAUGGAGUUUGGUUCCAGACCCAGUGACAAAAAUUUGCUGAUUUCGGCUCAGUUUCUUCACAAGGAGCUUCCAAUCAGGAUAGCCAGAAGAGCUAUCGAGCUCGAGACCCUGCCUUAUGGCUUAUCCGAAAAGCCCGCUAUUUUAAAGGUGCGGGAUUGGUAUUUGGACUCUUUUCGUGAUCUUAGAUCCAUCCCGGAGAUUAAGGAUAGGAACGACGAGUUGGAAUUCACCCAAAUUAUCAAGAUGAUUAAGGUCAGACACAACAAUGUUGUUCCUACAAUGGCUUUGGGAGUCCAACAGUUGAAGAAAGGUCUGGAUCCUAAGGUUGGUUACCAGGACCUUGAUGAAAUUCACCAGUUUCUGGAUCGAUUUUACAUGUCAAGAAUUGGGAUUCGCAUGCUCAUUGGGCAGCAUGUGGCAUUGCACGAUCCCAACCCCCCUCCUAACUGUGUGGGUUAUAUACAUACAAAAAUGUCUCCUGUAGAGGUCGCACGAAGUGCCAGCGAGGAUGCCCGUUCCAUUUGUUUACAUGAAUAUGGCAGCGCUCCCGACAUUAAUAUCUAUGGGGAUCCUAAUUUUACAUUCCCCUACGUACCAACACAUUUACAUCUGAUGGUAUUUGAGUUGGUUAAGAACUCCUUGCGUGCUGUUCAAGAGCGGUUUAUGGACUCUGAAAAAAUUGCACCUCCUAUUCGAAUAAUUGUUGCUGAUGGGUUGGAGGAUGUUACCAUUAAGGCAUGUGUUUCUGAUGAAGGGGGUGGAAUACCAAGGAGUGGUCUCCCUAAAAUUUUUACUUAUCUCUACAGCACUGCCCAAAACCCCCUAGAUGAGCAGUUAGAUGAUCUUGGAACAGCUAAUGUGGCAACAAUGGCUGGCUAUGGAUAUGGGCUUCCAAUAAGCCGCCUGUAUGCUCGAUACUUUGGAGGGGACCUGCAAGUCAUCUCCAUGGAAGGAUACGGGACAGAUGCAUAUCUUCAUUUGUCUCGUUUGGGAGAUUCACAGGAACCCUUACCUUGAAUAUAUUGGUUGUGGAUUCGGCUUCAAGAUUCGGUGAAGUUAGUUAGAAUCCUCCUGUGGAAAUACUUGCUUGAACAGGGGAAAAUUGGCUCCAUAGUUAAAAAGGAAUUAAUUGUUGCCUUUUCCUUUUAUCGCCCAUGAAAUUGGCAGCUUUCUUUUAGUACUUUUGUGUAUCUGCUUUGUUAGGUGUAAUAUAUGAUAAUACACUCGUUUCCAGGUAUUUCAUGAG